CAUGUAGCUCCCUGGCGCCAGAGGACCUCCUGACUGUGAUGAGUUUUGACUCCUGUCACCUUUGGGUGUCGUCAAGAUCCUAUGACAUGGGCAGUAUUUUUUACUUUUUCUUUUUUUUUAGGAGACGGUGACCACUGUCCCCACCGGUGAAGAAAGCAGUGAGGAGACUAUGGGGAACAUUUCUGGACAGAAUCAAGGCAAGAGGUUUGCUGUAGGUAAAAAUGUUGAGCCUCCUUGAACUUGGAAACUGCAGCUGAUGAAAGACUCACUUACUAAAGGCCACAGUUUUGCCUGGGUCACAGUAUUCCUGCCUCCUCCUGUACCUCAACGCCACCACUUGGAUUUAAAUCUUCUUCACCUGAUAUCUAAUCCAAGAUUUCUGGGAAUUUGGUAAGAAGGUGUCUACAUAUUAUUUCUAUCUGUGUAGCUACAACCCAUUAAAACAGAUGAGAGAAAUAUCAGAUCUAAUAUAGAAAUCUAAUGUUAGAUAACAACAUGGAGUUCUGUUCUGUGUGACUGAGCAGUGCAGGGAUGGCAGAUGGAUGCAUGAAACAAAUGGACAAAAGAAAGAAAAAAUAGACGUGUUUGAAUGAGAUCCACUGUGUUGCUGUGCUGAAUGUGCGGAGAUAUUGGUGUCAGGAGGCCUUUCCGACGCAGUGACAUAGGCCUGAACUCACUGUGAUAUAACCACUGAUUAUAUUUAACAUGACAUGUAACAUUUAUCACUGCGUAAAGAGGGUAAAAUGCAAAAAAAAAGAAUGAAAAGCACCACCACGAUGCAAUUAAAAAAUGAAAAUAGAACGAAAAGGGUCUAUUUGCGAUCUUUUCCAUUAGACUCUUACGCACAGAACACCUGUUUAUUCUCACUAAAGUACAAAUUCACUAUGAGGAACGGGAAAAAAAACGUGUCCAGACUUUCUAUUUUUUUCAUGUUAUAAAUGAUUUAAACGUGCCUAUAAGCCAGACGUGUUGCUUACACAGCAUGGUCUACAAUUGUUAUUUCCAGCUCUCCGUUUAAGCGAUCCAAAACUCGUUCAUGUUUUAUUGAUGCGCGCUUCCUAGAGGAAAAAAAAAAAGAAAGUAUUGCAGUCCUUGUAAAUUUAGAUUGGGACGAGAAGCCUGCAGGAAUGAAAUAUUCACAUGCAGCUAAAUAUUUCAGGCCAGCACCUUGUCAGUCGCCUUCACAAUUUACUUCCACUGCUUCAUCUGAUGGAGCUCUUAUCCUUUAUUUACUGCUUGGUGUUAAAAUAUGGUUGAAUGAUUGGCGACCUCGACAGUCAGAAGUUAACUUAAUAAUUUUUUCAUUUUAUUUUAUUUUAUUAACAUUUCUCCUCCAUUAAAUGCCAGAAAAUUUCUAAAGAUGACGCAGCCUAUUUGUUUUAAACCAAGCAGGCAUAUUUUUUUGGAUGUAUUUUCCCCAUCAGCAUUAAGUGAUGAUAUUCAAAUUCUUGAUUGUUAAGGUUUUUUUAUUUUUAAUGCGUAAUGAAGAUGCGUUCUCCAUUAAGAGAAUGAACAGCUUCAUGUGCAGAAGGCAUUUCAUAACCACCGCAUCAAGAGUCCACGUAUAAUUCAUGCAAAAAAACCCGAAGGGGAUUCAAGCUCGAGUGUGUGGUGCGUGCAUGAGUGCGCAUGCAUGAGAAAUAGAGAGGAAGAGAGAGAGAGAGAGAGGGAGGAGGAGGGGGGUAUCUGUGAAAAUAAUAUCAGGCUUUUCCGUCAGAAUGAACUUUACUACUGUAUCCAGCCAUGAAAUAAUCUGACCCGACACUUCAAACCAUCUGCGCUAUCUAUCCGCCCUCUUAUUUACUAAAUCAGCCUGUGCACAAAACGGAGUGUGUCUGAUACUAAACCCGAGUAGCCUGGCGGGGCCACGAUAAUCCUAUAUACACAAAUAUUUCUCCCUCUGCCGUGUUUUACAGACUCCACGCAAACGCCCUGAGCUGGAGCUGCCGGCACUGAUACUGUAAAAUAAAAAAAAUAAAUUAAAAAAAAACAAAAACGUGCGUAAAAAUCUCCUGUCAGUGCGCACAUCUCACACACACAGCCAUCAUUUAGCCUGUGUUUUAAACUAGAAAAGAGCAUUUAUUCAUGUCCGAUAUAAAGGAGCAUACAUCACCAUGACUUGUGCGCUGAUCUGAUUAAAUAUGACUGAUAAAUAAAGAUUUUUGUGAGGUCGAGGCAAAAAAAUUAAAAAACAAAAAUGUGGGAAGCCUCGACUAAGUGUUCAAGGUUGCGAAGAUGAGUUCGUUGGCUGCAAAUUCACAGUCCUGUUGAAAUGUUGAAACAAAAGCCACAUUCAAUCAUUUCUACAGUUCGAAUUUGACAUAUGACUUAAGAUGUGUUGACAAAAAUGAUUUUUUUUCUUAAAAUCACAACGCAAACAUUUAGAUUUUAUAACCCAUCCAAUAAGACAAUUACAGGCCUGGUGAGACUAGAGAGCCUAUCAGAAGUGAGGCUGUAGGGAAAAAAAACAGUAAAGACAGUGUUCACAGCUACAGAUAUGAGGGCAUGUUGUCUAAAAUGUACAUAUAGACCUACUGUGUAGUAUUAGUGAUUUUUACCUCGGGGCAGGAUAGUCUAUAGUCAGCGAGGAUGUGUCAUUUUGUCUGUUUCAAGAGCUCUGAAGGGAGACUGUGCUGAGCGUGUUUGUCUGUUCCGGCACUUCACUAUGCGCACUGAAGAGUCUUUCUUCCACACAAAGGCGCAGGGUGUUUGGGAAGCACGGUGGGGCAGCUAAACGUUUGAAGACGCGAAGCAAAAAGGUCAAAAUGUUUAUAUUAUUUCUGAAAAGGGAGGUGCUGAGAUCUCCUUUACGCCCGAUUGGCCGAACUUGACAGUGAUUGACGUGCAUCCAUGGCAACCGGGCAGCCAAUCUGCCAAGUCCAAUAGGAAAUCAUCGGAGGGGGCUUGACUGUCUUUUUCUCCCCCCCUUAAAAAUACAUCUCAGCUCCGGCUUUAAUUCUUUCCUACACUCAAUCCCCAGCCUACCUAGAAAAAUACAUCGCCGCUCCGGCUUUAAUUUUUUGGUCUUGCACCUUCAGCCCUUUGCCUGCCAAGUUUGCCCAGCCCGAGGAUGCGGUAGCCAGGCCCCCUCCGCGCACCAUCGUCCCUCCUCCGCGGCGCUCGGCGUGUGCGCUUUUCUCACCACUGGUCAGACGAUUGGUUCGGUAACUUUGGGAUUUGCCUCGUUUUUUCGGGCGUCUUGGAUUGCCUUGGCGCACGGAGCGAAGAAGCGGAGGACUCGACGCGGAGGAGAGGGGAGAGAGAGAGAGAGAGCGAGCGAGGAGAGAGAAAGGAGGGGGAGAGGGGAAACACAGGAGAAGCCUCCAUGUUUCAGCUGCCCAUCUUGAAUUUCAGCCCCCAGCAGGUCGCCGGGGUCUGCGAGACUCUGGAGGAGAGCGGCGACGUCGAGCGCCUGGGCCGCUUCCUCUGGUCGCUGCCCGUCGCUCCGGCGGCCUGCGAGGUCCUCAACAAGAACGAGUCGGUGCUGAGGGCCCGCGCCGUCGUCGCCUUCCACACCGGCAAUUUCCGUGAACUCUACCACAUCCUAGAGAACCACAAGUUCACCAAAGAGUCGCACACGAAGCUGCAGGCGCUGUGGCUCGAAGCGCACUACCAGGAGGCUGAGAAGCUGCGGGGCCGCCCGCUGGGGCCGGUGGACAAAUACAGGGUGAGGAAGAAGUUUCCCCUUCCCAGAACCAUCUGGGAUGGAGAGCAGAAAACCCACUGCUUCAAGGAGAGAACCCGGCACUUGCUAAGAGAAUGGUAUUUGCAGGAUCCCUACCCAAAUCCUAGUAAAAAGAGGGAGCUUGCACAGGCUACUGGACUUACACCCACACAAGUAGGAAACUGGUUCAAAAAUCGCAGACAAAGAGACAGAGCGGCGGCUGCGAAGAACAGGCUCCAGCAGCAGGUCCUGUCCGGCGGCUCGGUUCGCUCUCUGGCGGACGAGGACGGCACCGUAGACCGCCUGGGGAACUCGUCCAGUCCGGAGGCCAGUCUGUCCAGCAAAGCAGCCGCCUCGGCCAUCUCCAUCACCUCCAGCGACAGUGAAUGUGACAUCUGACGGGCAGAACGAAGGGUGUUAAUGAAUUGAAGGAGAUACGAGUGAAAGACAAUCUAAUAAAACAAGUCAUAGUGCCUGCGUUGAGUUUAAAAAAAACAAACAAAACAUAAACCUAAACAACAAAAACACACACACAAACUGAUAUUUGCCGGCUGCCAAAACACGAGGAUGAUCUGUGAUCUGCGGCGGACUGCAUCCUUAUCCUUCUUAGGCCUGUACUUUUUUUUUUGUUUUGCGUUUUACCCACGUGUGGAUAACUGAACUUAAUACGGACGAAACACAUUUCACGGACUAAUAAUCCAACGCUACGAGAAGAAACGUUAAAAAAAGAAGAAAAAUAAAAAACGAGAAAAAAAGGAAAAAGGGAUGAGGGCAUCCAAACGCGCCUAACCUGCUGUUCUAUGUGGGUAUUUCAUGUUGAAAAAGAACUGUGAUAUUUUUACUUUACUUUCAAAGUUUUAUAAAUAAUGUUUAUUUGCCUAUUUAAAAACGAUCUGCUCUGUCUCUUCGAAUUUCAUAUUCAUUUGCUUGGUGUUUUUAAUACUUACCUUGUACACAGGUAAACCUGUUGAGCAUGCGCGCUUUAGUGAAAAUGUGUUUCAGUAAAAGAAAAAAAAACAGUAAAGAUAACUUAAUAAAAUAAUUGUUGAUGAAGAGA
This is a messenger RNA of Amphiprion ocellaris (clown anemonefish), 4721 nucleotides long. It is a transcript of the gene six6a, whose product is annotated as SIX homeobox 6a. The transcript is spliced from 4 exons. Lineage: Eukaryota; Metazoa; Chordata; Actinopteri; Pomacentridae. The record is from RefSeq and is a predicted model, not a curated record. Gene Ontology annotation, cellular component: nucleus; transcription regulator complex. Gene Ontology annotation, molecular function: DNA-binding transcription factor activity, RNA polymerase II-specific; RNA polymerase II cis-regulatory region sequence-specific DNA binding. Bases 3326 to 4063 code for a protein of 245 amino acids. Gene Ontology annotation, biological process: eye development; regulation of transcription by RNA polymerase II.